AGAUGAUAAAGUAUGGCUGAAAUACACAUCAACCAGCGCCUCUCCUACGGCGGGGACCUAUGCACCGUCCGCUACAUCGGCAAGGUCGACGGCACAGCGGGGGAUUGGCUAGGAGUUGAAUGGGAUGACGCGACGAGGGGAAAGCAUGCGGGCGAGCAUCGUGGGGUGAGAUACUUUACAUGCCGAAGCAACCAGCCCACAGCAGGCUCAUUUGUCCGUCCCUCGCGGCCGGCGGACAAACCUCGUGGGUUUCUCGAGGCUUUGAGAUACAAGUAUGCUUUGGGGUUUGAGGAGCAAGAGCGUGCACGCGAGAUGCGUCUUAGUGGUGAUGGUGGUGUUGCCGCUGCUGCAAAGAAGCCCGUCAUGUUCAAUGGUAAGAUCGCCGAGGAGAUCGGCUUUGACAAAAUCCGGAAACAGCUGGCGGAGCUCCAGGAGCUGAGUAUUGUGCUUUUGGAUGGGCUGCUGGUGGGUGGUGUUCUUGGCAAUGCGGAUGGGGCUGGUGCGGAGCAGCGUGAUGCUGCUUGUAAGGAGAUUGAGCAGGUUUGUCCGAAGAUUACGGAGCUGGAUUUGAGUAGGAAUUUGCUGGUGAGAUGGGGGGAGGUCGCUGACAUUUGUGCGCGGUUGAAGCGGUUGAGUGUGUUGAAGUUGAGUUCAAAUCGCUUUGGUCCUGUUGAGGAAGGGCUUAGGUUUGAGGGGAUUGCGGAGUUGAAGGUGGAUGAUACGCUUCUGUCUUGGGAUGAGAUAAUAGGACUGACGGGCCAAUUCCCGUCACUGACUUCGCUGUCGGCCUCUGCCAACCAGAUCGCCGAGAUCUCCACUCCUAUUUCGAGCUCUCUGCGGUUACUAGUACUGGAAGGCAAUGAGAUCACCUCGUUGGCAUCCCUUAAGAAGCUAACGUCUGUGACUACCCUCGAGCGUCUUUCCUUACGAGAAAACAACCUCACUACCAGCCAUGGCGCCAAUGACUCGGACAACCCCAUCCGAUUCUCACCCACCCUUAAAUCCGUGGACCUCUCAAGAAACAGCAUCAACUCGUGGACCUUCGUCAACGACCUCACCAACAUCUUCCCCGGACUCGAAGUCCUCCGCAUAUCCCAAAACCCACUCUACGACCAACCCGUCGGCUCGCAGGCCGUCACAGGCAUGCCAGAGAAGCCCAUGACAGUAGACGAAGCCUACAUGCUGACUCUCGCGCGACUGUCCAAAUUACAAGUGCUGAACUACGGCACAAUAACUGCCAAAGACCGGUCCAACGCAGAGCUAUACUACCUCUCUCUCAUAGGCAAAGAGCUCUCUGCGACCCCGGAGGCUGCGGAGCCAGGCAUCCUCGCGGCGCACCCUCGCUAUCAUGAGCUCUGUGAGACGCAUGGCCAGCCCUUGGUGAGACGUGCUGAAGUGGAUGGACUGCGCGCAGCAGUAAACCCGCGCUCCGUCGCUGCGCGACUGGUCAGGUUUGCUUUCCGUCUGGCUGUGUCCCCUGAGGACGACAAGAGACCCGGUGAUCAACUUACCAAACUCAUCGAAAUUCCCCGAUCCUUUGAUACCUAUCAAACCAAGGCCAUUGUCACGCGUCUGUUCGACCUACCGCCGUAUGAAUUCAAACUGGUCUGGGAGACGGAUGAGCUGGACCCGGUGAGCAAAGAGAAAGUGGAUGACGAGGAUGGAUGGGACAGCGAGGAUGACACUCUUGAUUUGAAAGAUGUUGCGGAAAAGGUUGCAGACGACACGCGAUUUGUCAAACGAGAGGUUGAGUUGGUGGAUUCUACGAAGGAUAUUGGGUUCUGGUUCCCGACUGAUUUGGUGGAAGCGAUGGUUAGAGUUGAAAGGGUGUCUCGCUCGUGAUAUAUGUAGCUAGUUUCAAUGAGUUAUGAGUGAUGCUUUAUGUAUAUUCAGAUGA
Messenger RNA from Aspergillus candidus, 1897 nucleotides. Its product is annotated as putative tubulin-specific chaperone. The transcript is spliced from 4 exons. The record is from RefSeq and is a predicted model, not a curated record. Bases 13 to 1842 code for a protein of 609 amino acids. Gene Ontology annotation, molecular function: protein kinase binding. Lineage: Eukaryota; Fungi; Ascomycota; Eurotiomycetes; Eurotiales; Aspergillaceae. Gene Ontology annotation, cellular component: cytoplasm.